Molecule: messenger RNA, 5154 nt
Organism: Phasianus colchicus (ring-necked pheasant)
Lineage: Eukaryota; Metazoa; Chordata; Aves; Galliformes; Phasianidae
Source: RefSeq, a predicted model, not a curated record
UCUCGCCGGCGGUGAGGUGAGGGCCGCCAUGUUGGGGGCUUCGCUGCUACUUGGUGGUGCUGCGGGGCGUUCUUUUCUCACUAACGAGGCUCUGAGGAUGUGCCAGUAGCUGCAGGUGUUCGAGUUGUGGAGGUGUCCCUGGUACAUCGAGAAAGAAGCACCUGGAGUGGUGGUUAUAUCGAAUUCUCUGGCUAGACAGGAGAUGAGAGAAUUGUGAGCUCAUCAGUUGUCAAAAUGGCAGCCAGGAGGGAGAUGCAGCAGUUUGAAAAGAUAAUUGAUGAAGUUACAAGGAAAAAAAAAUUUGAAUUGUUAGAACAGUACCUGGAAAGAGAAGACUGUGAAAAUAUCUCUUACAAAUGCAGCAAACAGUUUGUCAACAAGUUAGACAAGCUUCUGUGUCAGGAAUUUGACAAACAAGAAAUCAAAAACGUUUCAACUUUACUAAAUUCCCUUUGGAAAUGUGGGGAAAAAAUCAGCAUAGCAGGUGACAAUGGACUCCCAGCAAUGAUAAAAUGUGGCCUUAUUGGAAAGAUGGUUAAUUGGUAUGAAAAGUUAAAAGGAAUUUUGAUUCUCAGAGGAAAUGAAAAGAACAAAGUUGUUACAAGUCUGGCUGAAGAUUUCUUCAACGUACUACUGAUUGUAUAUGACAGCAGACCUGAAGGUAAAAUGGAAAUGCUAGAAAACUUUGUUUUGAGAACAUGUACCAUCAUAACUGAUGUAAGAAUUAAUAUUUAUGUCCAACAAGAGGUAGUAAGAAAACUUAAUUUAAUGCUUGACAGCAUGCCUCGAGAUGCCAGGAAAAAGAUAUUUUCUACAAAGGAAAUUUUGCUUGUCAUGAGUGACAUGGGUAGGAGAAUUUUGGAUGCUGGAGACUAUGACCUGCAAGUAGCCAUCACAGAAGCUUUAUGCAGAAUGAUACCAGAGAAACAAAGAAGAGAACUGGCAUGCCAAUGGUUUUCCAUGGAGUUCGUGUCCAAUGCAUUUAAAGGAAUUAAAGAUUCUGAGUUUGAAACAGAUUGCAGAAAAUUUCUUAACCAGGUGAAUGGCAUGCUUGGAGAUAAAAGAAGGGUUUUUACAUAUCCGUGUUUAUCAGCAGCUCUUGAUAAAUAUGAGCUACAGCUCCCGUUGGAUGAAAAUCUUGAAGAAUUUUGGAUUGAUUUCAAUGUUGGUAGUAGAAGUAUAUCUUUCUACGUGGCAGCAGAUAAUGCAGAUCAGCAAUGGGAAACAGUCAUUAUACCAGAGGAAGAGGUAGACCUAUACAACCUUGAAGAGAAAGAUUCAAAGAAAUUAUUAACAAUAGAUCUAAAAAGCCCAAUGAAUGUGGGUAAUCAAGAAGGAGAGAAAUUUUUUUUAUAUUUUGAUUCUAUCUUGGAAAUCGAAGAUGUAGCCAGAAAGAUUUAUGGGAUAAAUAAAUGUAAGGUUCUGGUGCCAGAAAGUCAGUUGUCACCAUGUUUGGAAGAAAAAUAUGAAGAUGACAAAUUCAGUAAGAACAAAACACAGCAACUUCCUGGAAGUCAGAGGUCUUUGGAUAAAAAGAACCAAGAUAAAUGCAAAGAUGGUUCCUACAAGAUAACCACAUCUUGUAAAAGGAAAGUGUCUGAAGCAUCAGUGCUUAUUCCUGCAACUGCAAGAUUUUCCACACGGAGUCCACUGGUAUUUCUUAGUACGUCCACUCCUUCCAAAGGACGAUGUAAGUUACCAUUGAAAAUGAUGAGCUCUGCUGAAAGGUCUAACAGUAAUGCAGUAAAUGGAACCAGAACUAAUAAUUUAUAUCAGGAGCUUACUGAAAAUGGGCAAAGGUGUACAUCAGAUAAUGAAUUUUGUGAAACAGAGCAGAAAACCAGGAAAUCGAAAAUCAGAGAAGAGGCAGAACUACCAGAAAAGGGAGUGUGUCCUGAAGAAAUUUUAAAAUUUUUACCAGAAGCAGAAAAUGGAACCACUGAAAAGCAAACUUUAGACGAUGCGUUAGAUAUCGUUCCUGAUUCCCAGCAAGCAGGGAGAAGCAACAAACAUCUACUGCCUGGUCAUUUGAAAAGUUCUUCUGAUAAAAAAGGAACGAGGAAAAAAAGAAUGUGUUCUGUCCCUGAGAAGAAUAUAGCAACUGGUGACAGACAAAAGCUAAAUCUGUCAUCAGAACAAGCAUCUCAUACAGCUCCUAUUCUUAGUGAAAGAGCUAUGAAACAUAAAGCUUUUUGUUCGGUUUUUGGAAGUGCUUCUCCAGAUAAACAAAUAAAUAAAAGAAAACAACAAAGAAAUGGAAUCACAAGGGAAGAAAACUGCAAAGUACUGAAUGUGCCAGAAACAUCUUUGCAUUCUGAUUUUACAAAACGCAACAAUACUAAACAGGAAGCUGAUGUUCUCUCAAGAAAGGAGACUGCAGAUCAUGAAAAGUCAAAAAUGAAAAUAAAAUCUAAAGAAAUCUCAGAUGCAACAAAAUCACUAAUUAGUAAAAUCAGUGACAGAUAUAAAGAUGAAAAGAGCAAAACAAGAGACUCUUCGGUUUUCAACAGAUCAUGUCCAAAUAAAUCCUGUUUCAGUGGCAAUAAGGAAAAUAUUCAGAAUAGAAAUUUGAAAGCUACUACUUGUCUUGAUACGGCUGCUGAUCAAAGUGUGUAUGAUGUCUACAACUUCAACGUCAGUGUGUUUAAUGAGCCUACAAUAAAAGUUGGAAUCCAAGACUGCUGUGUUUCGGAAGCAAACACUCAUACAGAUCCAAACAAAAAAGAGAACCCAGGUGAAAGUAAAACUAGCUCUGAAAUGAAAGCAGGAAAAAAAACUAGAUACAAUCAAAGCAAAAAGCAUCUUUUCAGUGACACAGACACAGAAUACAGAGGAGAUGACAGCAAGACAGACAUCAGCUGGCUACAAAAAUCCAAAGCACCAUCUAAGCCACAGAUAAUUGAUUACAGUAGAAAUAAAAACUUAGAGAAAUCAAAAAGAAAGGGCAAAAAUAAGUUCUCUGAAUCCCCUUGCUGGAUGGAUACGCCCAAAGGCAAAACAGCAAAAAAGAAAAAGCUAACUGAAAGUAAAAAACAAAGUUCAGUAAUUGAUGAAAUGAUGGAACAAACCACCAGACCAAAACGACCUCAAAGAGCAGUGCAACCAAAAAAUUACAAAGAUCCUUCCAGUUCAGAGUCAGGAAGUGAAUUUUCAGCAUAUACCUAUAAGAGGGAGAAAUCAAAAGUACAGAAAUGUGUGAAUGAGAAAAACAAAGAUGGUAAUCAUCAGAAGGAUCUCCAGAAUUUGGAGGAGCCAAAGACAGUAGCAAACUGUGUAAAGAAAGCAUUUAUUAAAUCAAAGAACUCUACAGAACAAAAGGAAAUUGAAAUGUCUUCACCUGAGAGUCCUGCAUCUCUAGAGACAAUGAGAUGUGCUGAGAGAAUAUCAGAGGGAUGUGUUACUCAAGACCAUACUUCUAGUGAAGGGUCACCUAGUCUUCAGAAGUCAACACCAGAAAAAAAGGAAACAGUAAACUUUGAGAAAGGAAUCUCUCCCAGUAAUCUCUGUCUACAAAAGAAGAAUACUCAAAAUAUGCAUCUAAACCAGUCUCCUGAAGUGACUGUUAAAAAGUUAAUAAUUGGAAAGAAAAGUUUCUCACCAGUUCUAACUACUUCAUAUUUGCUCAACUUAACUUCAGUAACUCCACGUAAAACAUACCGUGGAAAAAACACAGAGGGAUCUGUAUCUGAAACAUGUGAUGCUGAUGAAAAUUUAAGUUUUAGACAUGGUUUUUCAGACAAAAUUUCUAUUGAAGGAAAACAAGACAGUACUAAACCUGUCAUAAAAAAGAAAGGAGAGGAAUUAUCUUCAGUAUCUGUGUCCAGUGGAAGUGGAGUACAGUCUUGGAGUCAAGAACCUUAUGGCCCUGCACAUGAAUCAGGGCCAACUUCACAUGUAUUUCUCAAACGAAAAUAUCAGCGUGAUACAGAAAGCCAUUCUGAUGAAGUAGAAACAAGCAAAGAGGAGGAAAAGAAAAGGAGCAGAAGAAUAAAAUUACAGCCUAGAAAGUUAUUUAAAACAGAUGAAGCUGUUACUUACAGAGCAUACGAAAAUUUGUCCACUGUAUCUGUAAGUGAUCCAGCUGCUUUGGAUGUGGACAUCUGGGAACCUGGUUGUUCAACUAUCGAUAUAUGUCAGAAGCUCCGAAAAGAAUACACUAAGAAAAUUGAGAGCCGUUCACGGAAAAUGGAGCAUUUUGCAAAGCAAUCAUUAAGCACUGCCAACCAGCAUUUGACAAUGAUGAAUCAACAGCUACUUGAAUGCAGGCUCAAGCAGCUGGACAGAUUUCAUAUUGUUAUUCUUCAGGAAAUUGAGAAUUUUGAGAAAGAUUCUCAGUCCCUGAAUAACAUGGAGAAAGAAUUACUGACUUUUUGGAAAAAACAUAAGCAUACCUUAAGUACGUUCAUGAAAAAUGAGCAACAGAGGCUGGAGAUCCUUAAAACAUCCUUUGAAAAGAACAUCCACCAUAGUGUUGACUAUGAAGAAAAUAUUUUUGCUUCAGAGGUGCAUCUGAUGAAAGAAGACAUGAAAGGACUCCAAGAGAAAUUUCUUAAAGAAAUGCAAGAAGAGGAACUGAUUAAUGUUCGCAGAGGAUUGCAGACAUUAUUUCUAGCAGAAGAUGGAAAAUUCUGAAGUAGUAUUUCCAUGUACUUUCCUGAAAUUCAAGCUCAAUAUAAACACUCAUUUUUAAUACAAAAUUUGACUUUUUUUUUUUACUUAAGAAAACUACUGUAAUGAAAGCAUAUUUUCCUUAAUGAAAUUGAAGUCUUUUUGCUAUGACUUCUCCAUAAGACUUAUCCCCUUAUUAGAAAAAUUUGGGAUUUUACUGAAUCUACUAAAAUACAAUACAUUUUUUUUUUUUUAUUUUUAGCUAAUGCUGUUUUUGAAGAAGCCUUUAUUAACAUUUUUCAUAGGUUAUUUAACUGAACUUUUAGAGAAAUCACUUCAAAUCUCACUUCAAAUCUAUCUCUUGGGUCGUUGUGUACAGAAUACCACUUUUCAUCUUUUUUCUGAUCCAGAAUACAAUAAGAAAUUAUUUAAAGAUCCAGUCUCAUGUGCCAAUUUAAUGCUAUUCUUCUGUGGCAUUAUACUUCAGUAAGAGUUUCUAACAGAAAAUGACUGUAAAAUUUUAUGGUUGAACUAUAUUGCAAAUAU